AUGUACCUUCCGAGGACACUGAUCGGGCACCUUUACACUCAUCUUCUCCACACAACACAUCCGCUCUCUCCGCCUGUUCUCCUCCUCGUCUCCCUCGAGCCUGACGCACUAUGUGCCUGCCGCAUCCUCACCGCACUUCUGAAACGAGAUUACAUUCCCCAUAAAAUCCAGCCCAUCGCCGGUUACAAUGAUCUUGCAAAGGCCGGUCAAGAUUUGGUCCGUCCUAUGCGCAUCAGUGAUGGCGGCAGUGGAGGUGUCGUCGUGUGUUUGGGCGUCGGAGGAUUGGUCGAUCUUGAGAACCUGCUAGGGUUAGAGGGACAGGAUGGCACAGACUUCGGCGGUGUUGAGAUCUGGGUUAUGGACGCUCGACGACCAUGGAAUCUGAGCAACGUCUUUGGCGGGCGAGGAGACACGGCUUCGGAAGAAAAUGAUCUCCCGACGAAAGUUCCAGGGGUAGAACGUGGCAGGAUCUUGCGCUCCUACAAGCCUGGGAAGGGGGGCAUCGUAGUCUUCGAUGAUGGGGACAUCGAAGAGGAGCUUGAGCGUGAAAGAGAGGCAUAUACUGCCUUGGAGCAGAUGCCGGAGCUUGACGGGGUGGACUUUGAUGAUGACGAGAGCGACACAGAGGAGAACACCGGCGAGGAAGCACCACCUAUAUCAGGUCAAAUGAGCCGCAAAAGAAAAUCGUGGGGCGAUGAUGAUGAGGAGAGUGAAGGCGACGAUGAGGAAGAGCGACCAGCCCAGAGGCGGAGAAGUAAUUCGUCGACGCCGAUUCCAUCUUCACCUUCUCGACCUCCCCGCCGCGGCCUACUUGUCACAGCAAACUCCUCCGAUUUUUCACGCUCAGAUUCCAUAAGUCGCUCAGUCUCUCCACCAGCAGAAAAGCAGCCUUCGGCGAAAACACUCCGUCGCCGCUUGCUCAAGCUCCGUGAGCAGCACAACCGUGUCUUGGACAAGUACUACUCGCUAGGCACGUCGUACUCGGAGCCCGUAUCCUCUAUUGUGUACAGUCUUGCAUCAGAGCUUGGCCGAGAAGAUAACGACCUACUGUGGCAAGCAAUUGUCGGAGUCAGCAGCUUGGAACUAUAUGGCCGGACACCAACCGGAAUGGGCCUGUCAUCAUCUUCGAAGCAAGGCUGGCACGGCUCAAGAGGCGAUCGAAUCCGAGCUCUUCUCCAAGACGAAUUACCGCCCACUCCACAAUCGUUGGACAGUUCCGGCAGCCAAGGUUUCCUGCCCGACGCCCCCAAAUUCGACGAUGAAGCCGCCCAGGACGCCAUUUCCUCCCGGUUCUGGACCGCAUACGACUCUCUCACCUCUCCCAGCCUCAUCACCCAACACAUCCCCAUCGCACAACAUCUUCACCGGGCCAUCCUCCGCACCGGCACCGCGCUCAUCGCCAAACACCAGAUCCGCCAUCUCCGCGCGUUCCGCAUGGCGGUCGUAAAGGAAGGGCCGGAUGCACCACUUUUCACGCACGCUGGUGCACUCGUCAAGCUGGCGCUAUGGGUUGCGGAAGCGGUGCAGGAGAUGGAGGGUAAGAAGGGACGGGGCGGCGGCAACGAACUGGUGAUGGCGGGUCUGGACGAGGCCCGUGGCGUAUAUGUCGUUGUCGGUCUCGGCGGCGGUGGCACGACUGUCCAAAGCAAGGAGAAGGAGAAGAGGCGGGCAGAGCGCCAGAAGAAAAAAGAGGAGAAGCGCGAGGCGAGAAGAAAGGAGAAGGCAGCGGAGAGGCAAAAGGCGUUUGAGAGGCGGCUUGCCAAUGGGGAGGAAGUGGACGACGACGACGAGGACAUCGAGACGGAGGAGGAGGACAGCAGUGAGAGUGAGAGCGAGGAUGAGGAAGACGAGAUGGACGAGGGGAAGAGAAGAAGUGCUGGGCGAAAUCGAUUUGGGCUCGCGUUCCAGGAGGUCAUUGAGGAGACGGGUGCACGCGUCAAAGUCGAUAGCUUUGAGCACUGCGUUGUGGAGGUGAGAAAAGAAGAUCUGAGUGGCUUUUUGGAGCAGCUGAGUAUGAAGGCUAUCGUGGGGUAA
Molecule: messenger RNA, 2034 nt
Organism: Lasiodiplodia theobromae
Lineage: Eukaryota; Fungi; Ascomycota; Dothideomycetes; Botryosphaeriales; Botryosphaeriaceae
Product: DNA replication initiation factor CDC45
Exons: 3
Coding region: 1-2034 (677 amino acids)
Biological process (GO): DNA replication initiation; double-strand break repair via break-induced replication; mitotic DNA replication preinitiation complex assembly
Cellular component (GO): DNA replication preinitiation complex
Molecular function (GO): single-stranded DNA binding; chromatin binding; DNA replication origin binding
Source: RefSeq, a predicted model, not a curated record